Leguminivora glycinivorella is the source of this 4185-nucleotide messenger RNA. RefSeq names its product centrosomal protein of 131 kDa-like (gene dila). Gene Ontology annotation, cellular component: centriolar satellite. The coding region runs from base 1 to 3915 and encodes 1304 amino acids. The transcript is spliced from 16 exons. The record is from RefSeq and is a predicted model, not a curated record. NCBI's taxonomy places the organism in Eukaryota, Metazoa, Arthropoda, Insecta, Lepidoptera, Tortricidae. Gene Ontology annotation, biological process: cilium assembly; intraciliary transport involved in cilium assembly; regulation of centrosome duplication.
AUGUCUAAAGAUAACGCGAAUCUACGGUUGCUGGGAUCGCCGGUGAAUUUAUCGUACAGGAAUAAGAAGAAAGACGACAGAAAAAACAUACGCAAUAGGCCUAGGUCUGCUCUUCAAAAUUCUUGUUUCACACCGGAUUUCCAAGAAAGCUACAAGCGGCCAUUCUCUGCAGAUGCUAAAGAGAGAGCACCGUCUACCAGAACUUUUUUGAAAACUUUCAGUGCAGAGCUUCUUGAGUCAUAUAACAUCUCAGCUACCACUAUCAAAGUCCUACCACCUACAGCGCACUUACUUGGAGACACCAAAAUAAAUAACAAGCAAUAUGCUAGAAAAGAUAAAGACUUAUGCAGCAAUGCCUCAGACUAUGGCUCUGAGGACACUUUCAUUAGCCUAGGAACAAAAAUCAAAGCUAAAGCACAACUAAGCCCUAACCCUAAGCCUAAAAACAACAAUCAGAAGUUUCUCAAAUAUCGUAACAUAGCCAGAAAGGGCCGUAGAGUCAUGGAUGCUCCUGUAAAUGAAGAUAAAACAAAUGAAUAUGGUUUAGAAGUAAAAAUCAUUGAGAAAAGACCACCAUCACCAACAAAAAGUAGAGAUGGCAACACUAGGUGUUUGUCACCUUCGUUUAAAACUAGGGCUUACGAAUCAUACUUUGUUCCAUUAGAGCCUGAUGAGCACAACCCUUUAGCAGGUAGGGUUUCAUUUGGAGAAAAGCAAGACGUGGAAAACGCCAUUGAUGUAUAUUCUAGACGUCUCAUGCAAACUAAGCAACAACUGUCUUUAGUUGAAGAGGAGUCUACGCAAGAUUUAGACAGUGUCCCAUCUAAUAACCUUCUAAGUUUGUCUCCAGAAAAUUCUUUGGGAGAGCUUAAAAAUAAAGACGCCGAUGAUACUGAAGGUGAUCUGACUGGCAGACAUACUUAUGAUGAUGAUCAAAAAGAAGAAUAUCCUAAAGCUUCAGAUUAUAUAGCUGAAGCUCGGACUUACAAUAGCUUCUAUGAUGAUUUUCGUUCAUGCUCAGUUGACGAUCAUAAGUCCAAAAUGUCUAGCACCAUAGCUCAUACUGAUUCCUCAUCAAAAGAUUCAGGUUACCCAAGCAGCGCAAAUGAUGACAAAUGCUACAAGCAAGGAUACUCCUUACCAACCACUUCGAUUUUAAGAAAAUCAAACUCAGAUAAUAAAAUUCCUGACCAACCUAAAAGUUUAGAUAGCAUUUCUACGGCGAGCAACGAGAAAUGUCCCAAGGUAUGGGCUGAACCUUUGAAUCACAGCAGACUGUUGUACAAAGAUUUCUUCCUAAAGAAAGAAGGGCAUAUAGCUGUGCCUCCCAGUAAUUCUCCAAUCCGUCCAAUGAAACACGAUACUUUCCCAAUUCCCGGAAGUAGUGAUACUAAAGAAACUAUAAAAACAGAAAAAAAGGAAAAUCUGGAAUAUCCUACCUACCUUCUCAACAGUAGCACAAAAGCGUACACGUCCAAAGUUAUUGAAGAUUACAAGAAGGAAUUAGAAGCUAUUAACAACUUACAUGAACUUACUAUUAAAGAUAUGCAAACUGAUGCAAUUUCUCCAACACCUCUGAAUAUAGACAAAAUGUUUGAGCAACAUUCAUAUUCUCCUGAAGAAAAGGAGCCUAAAUCUAAUGUGAAAGAUGAUGAAAUUAGUAAUAGUAAUAAUCUAGAUGUUAGAAAGAAGAACGUAUCUAAACUAACAACUAAAGAACUGAUUCAGAAUUACUUAAAGGUAAAAGGCGGAAAUACAAAAGAAUUUGCUAAAAAUCUUAAGAAAUUUGAGAAUAUUGAAGCAAAGUACAACUGGAAUAAUAAAUCUACAAUAGAGAAACGCAGUGCACCAGUUACAAGAAAUUUAACUCAAAGGAACAUGUUCACUAUUAAGGCCCCAAUGAGUGCCAGAAUUGAAGGAGUCAAUAACGAUAAAGACAUUGAUUCUUGGAUGUCUCUUUCUGCGCCUUCCCCUAGAGUUCUUCAAUUAGAAGAUGUGGACACACCUCCGGUAUCAGAAGAUAAAACUGAAAAUGAAAUUACACCAACUGAGGCGGUUCAAAUUCAAGAAAUUAAAGAACCUGAAGAGACUGCUCCUGUUACUCAAGAACCUGUGAAACCUAAAGAGUUGACUUCAAAUUCGACUGUUUUAGAUAUUUAUUCGAUGUUGAAAGACAUUGAGAGUUUCGGAGAGAAUCCAGUGACGUCUGUUACUAGCGCUAAUGUUGCAGAAACUCCACAGAAAGAAGUCAAGGAGGAAAAAGAAGUUACUCCUAAGGAUAAUUUUAUGGAAAUCUUCGAAUUCUUAGAGAAAGUGGAACAGAGCGCUAAUGAUGCUCUUUCAGUAGUUACCAGCUCUACUCCUCAGACUAUUCCCAAAUUGGAGGCCCUACUAAAGUUGCCACACACAGAAAUUGCCCAAAGACUAGUAACAGCGUCCUUGCAAUUAGAGGAGCGUUCCUGCUGCAUUGCUUUGUUGCAAGAAAGUUUGGCAAACCAUAAAGAACAGAUGAUUAACAAAGUAAGCAAUUUGGAGAAGCAAUCGAUCCGUAACAUCAGCAGAGUGAAGGCGGAAUGCGAGGAAGCGAUCAAGAGACACCAGGCUUUCAUAGACCAACUGAUUAACGACAAGAAGACCCUCAACCACCGAAUCGAGCAGUUAGUUGACGAACGGCGCUCGCUCGAAGAACGUUGGAAACGAUCCGCUCAAGCUUUAGAAGAUCGCUACAAGCUAGAACUGAGGAAUCAGCAUGACAAAAUGGCCGCGGCUCAACAGGUGGCAAGGCAACGCUGGGUCAGGCAAAAGGCAGAGAAAAUUAAGGAAUUAACAGUAAAAGGCCUAGAAGGAGAACUCCGUGAGAUGGCCGAACGUCAACAGAAAGAGAUAGCAGAUCUAAAAAUGCACCACGCAGAACAGUUAGGACGCGCGCAAGCCAAACAUUGUCAAGAGUUAGAGGCACUACGAAGAGACCUUGAGGCAGAAAAAGAAGCUGCCUUGGUGAAGGAACGUCAACUAGCCAGCUCCAGACUUGAGAAGCAGAUCCUGGAACUAGAGCUGUCGUACCAGGAGCAAAGGAGGCGGUUGGUGGCGGAAAUGCGCGCCGAGAACGAGCGCGUCGCUUGCGGCCUGAGCGAGAGGGAGAAACAGCAGAAAGAGUGCUUCGAUAAAUGGAAAGAAGAGCAGGAAAAUUUCCUCGAAAACAAGAAACGAGAAAUGGAACAACAGAUCUUGAAAGAAAGAGAGAAAAUGCAGGAAGAAAUGAAAUUAGACAGAGAAGAAUUAGAACAAGAAUUCGAACAACACAAGAAAGAAUUUGAAGCGGAACAACAAUUAGCGCUAAAAAAGAAAGUGGCAGAGAUAGCAGCGCAGCACAAGCGUGAGCGAGAUAGAGAGAUAGAAUGCGCUAUAGAGAGAAUGGAAGAAGAAGCCCAGGCGGGACGUAAGGAGUUGCAGGAGGCUAUAAGGAGAAAUAAGGAGCAGCAUGAAUGCGAGCUCCGUGAGUUAGCAAAGACUGAGGAAGCGACGCUGCGCCGGUACCAAGAUGUCUGUGCGCGCUUACGGCAGGCGGAGGAUCGAUGUGCUGAAUUAGAAAUCGCAAUCACGCAGCUCGAAACUAGGAAUAAAGUUAUUACCGAGAAAAAUAGUCAACUGGAAGCUUCGGCCGAACACAUUCGCACGUGCUGCGAGCAAGUGUGGGAGCAGCGCGUCGAAACAUUAAAGAAAGAGAUGGAAGUUAUGAAGAAAACGCACGAGGAACAGAUGCACCAGUUAUAUGCCAAAGUAAAAGUGGCAGUAGCGCGCAAGGAUUCCGCUAUCCAGGCGUUGACACGAGAAACUGCCAAGUACCAGGAGAAGGUAGCCAUGUUAGAGCAGAAACUGCAGCAACAGCGGAAGGAUUUCCUCAAACAAAAGUGAGCUUUAUCAAUCAGAGUUAAUGUUGAUUCUAGACAACUAAAAUGUACUCUAUAAAUAAAACCAUACUGAAGCGAAAUCUGUAAAAGUGGCGUAAUUACUCAGAGGACGUAAAAAUGACUCUUAUAGAGAUAACAUCAUGCCGUUUAUUUAAAUAGUUGAAUAUGUCUGACGAAUGUUUUACGUCUGUAAUGUAAUGUUUACAUUCUUGCUUGCUCAAUUAUUUUUGCUCAUGAGAGUCAUGAGUUUGUCAAAAUAAAUUAUAAUAAUAGA